AAGAAAAUUGCAGCAAAUUUCUACUGCACGCUAAAAUAAACACAAAAAUAAUCAUAUAUAUGAGGAAAAUUGAAUAUACUUCUGCAUAAUACAUACAUCGUAGUCGCUUGUGAUUGGUAUUUGUUAAGAAAUAUCUCAAAAGAAUGCUUUAUUUCGGGGAAAAUUGUAUCUAAUUAGUGUAAUUUUUGUGGAUUUGGGUAUGAGUGAUUUAUGUGGAGUGCGGGGACGGACGAACUGCGACACUACCGAGAAUGAACAAAGAAAUUUGUUUGGAAUCGCGGAAAAGUUGAAAAGCGAGAAAAAUAAUUAAUAUAUAAAGUUGCAAAAAUAAAGUAAGCCGCAAGGCGGGCGUUGUUAACGUUUGACCACAAGCUGUGCGGCGUUCAAUUGUGCGUAAAAAUAGAAUUGCGGUAUAUGAAUGUGUGCGUAAAGAAAAGUAAAAUAUAAAAGAAUACCAAAGGAGGUGAAAAAAUUUUCUGCUAUGAUCGGUUGUGGAUGGAGCUACUAAGUAAAACUAUUUACAAAAAAUUAAAUAAGAAUUCAUAAUUUAAUUAAACAGCGAGUGAUAAAAGCAAAAGUUUUUCGGAGUUACAUAUUUUGUUCGUUUUUAAUAAAAUUAACACACAAACUGAGUUUAUACAUCGUCCACCCAAGGUGGAUAAUGAAGGACAAACAGUGUACGGGAAGCGUUUAUUUGUAUUAUUUUAUAAUAAUCAAGAGAGCUUAAGGAACUAUUUCGAUUAAGGUCUACUUUUGGUUUAUUAUAUUACGCUGAAGUUCUUGCAGCACUUAUUUUCUUUUUGAAUUGGUUGGCGGCUUAGUAUCCGCCUAAAAAUAUCCGCCAAUUUGUGGUCGUCAUCCGGAUUUGCUUUUUGUGACGGCGACAGCCCGAACGCCGGCAAAGUGGAUGCUCGGGGAAGUCUGGGGGUUCCCCAGGACUAUACAGGCAUGGUGGGCUUGCCAGGUGGUGGUGGUGCAGGAGGUGCAGGUCAUUUGUAUGGGCCAGUGCCGCCACAAGACACAUUAAUGGUACAAAUGCCACCACCAUCAAACGCUCCCACAUCAGCUGAUGCCUGCCUUAGCAUUGUUCACUCACUCAUGUGUCAUCGGCAAGGUGGUGAAAGUGAAGGUUUUGCAAAACGAGCUAUUGAAUCGCUGGUGAAAAAAUUAAAGGAAAAGCGAGAUGAGUUGGAUUCUCUCAUAACAGCGAUAACCACAAAUGGUGCACAUCCAAGCAAGUGCGUGACGAUACAGCGAACUCUGGACGGUCGAUUGCAGGUUGCUGGACGCAAGGGCUUUCCUCAUGUCAUAUAUGCACGAAUAUGGCGAUGGCCAGACUUACACAAAAACGAACUAAAGCACGUUAAAUAUUGUGCUUACGCUUUUGAUCUCAAAUGCGAUUCGGUAUGCGUUAAUCCGUAUCACUAUGAGCGUGUUGUUUCACCAGGCAUUGAUUUGUCUGGACUCAGCUUGCAGUCUGGGCCAAGUCGGCUUGUAAAAGAUGAAUACUCGGCUGGUCCGUUAGUAGGCGGGAUGGAUAUUGAUGGCAACGACAUCGGAACUAUACAGCAUCAUCCUUCACAGUUAGUUGGUCCGGGCUAUGGAUAUCCACAGGCGGCAGUUGCCGAUUCUAACCAUGUAAUGAGUUCUAUGUACGUUGCGGGUCGCACAAUACCAAAAAUUGAGCCUGGCGAUGGUAGCGGUAUGCCUCGUGGUGCUUGGAUGGUUCCACCGCCACCACGGUUGGGGCAGUCACAACCAUUGCCACAAACGCAGCCACAACAACCACAACAGUCAUCGCAGCAGUCACACCAGCAACAGCAGCAACAGCAACAACAGCAACAGCAGCAGCGUGUGACUCAAGUAUCCCAACACCCGCUUUCUGUACCGCAUGGUAUGUCACUGACUGGACCCAUGAACCCCGGUGGCCCAGUAAUGGGUCCACCUCCCCCGCCACAAAUGCAGACUCAACAGGGCAACGCUCCGAAUGGCAACAUUUUAGCUGGAGCUGGUCAUCACUCUCAAACGAGUUCUCCAAAUGAUGGAUUACAACAGACCCAGAAUUCGGCAGGUGCCGGCGGCAAUGCAGUCGGUGUCGGAGUCAACGUUAGUGGUGGAUCAGGUGCACCAGGAUCAAAUCAAGGCACCUACUAUGGGCCACCAACAACAUCACAAAUGCCCAAUGUAGCAGAGGCCAAAUUCAAUGCUGCAUUGAAUAGUGCCGGGCCGGGUGGUGGCUUACAGCAACCGCAUUCUCCACAUCUACAACAGAAUGGUUAUGUAACAGGUGGCGGUGCGCCUUCAAACUAUGGACAACAAGUAACUAGUGGCGGUAAUGCUGGUGGUAGCAGUGUGCAAUCCGCUGUACAAGCAAAUUCAGGUGGACAAGGAGUGUCUGGUGGUACAGUAGGUGCCGGCGGUACUUGGACAGGAUCCAGCACGUUAACCUACACGCAAUCCAUGCAACCCCCCGAUCCACGCACUCAUCCCACUGGUUAUUGGAAUGCCCCAUUGAGUGGCGAUAUAAGUGGAAAUCAGCAACAACAACAACAACCACGCAUGUUGUCCCGCCAGCCAGCACCAGAAUAUUGGUGUUCCAUUGCAUAUUUUGAAUUGGAUACACAAGUAGGGGAAACGUUUAAAGUACCAUCUGCGAAGCCAAAUGUUAUUAUCGACGGCUAUGUUGACCCAUCCGGGGGUAAUCGCUUUUGUUUGGGAGCUCUUAGUAAUGUACAUCGUACGGAACAAUCAGAGCGUGCUAGGUUGCAUAUUGGCAAAGGAGUUCAAUUGGACCUACGAGGCGAGGGCGAUGUCUGGCUGCGUUGCCUCAGCGACCAUUCGGUAUUUGUACAAAGUUACUAUCUGGAUCGUGAAGCAGGUCGUACACCAGGCGAUGCUGUACAUAAAAUUUAUCCAGUUGCGUGCAUUAAAGUUUUUGAUCUGCGUCAGUGCCAUCAACAAAUGCAUUCAUUGGCCACAAAUGCACAAGCAGCAGCAGCCGCACAAGCAGCUGCUGUUGCUGGACUACCAAGCUCGCAAAUGGGCGGACCACCACGAAAUAUUACAGCAGCUGCUGGAAUCGGUGUUGAUGACUUACGUCGCCUGUGUAUUUUGCGUUUGAGUUUUGUCAAAGGCUGGGGACCUGAUUAUCCACGACAAUCGAUUAAGGAGACACCAUGUUGGAUAGAGGUGCACUUGCACCGAGCUCUACAACUGCUGGACGAAGUGCUACACGCAAUGCCAAUUGAUGGUCCGCGGGCGAUGGCUUAAUGCAAGUUUUUGAUUACUCAGAUUCAUAUAUAAAACUAAUGUAUGAUACGUACACACAUUUAAAAAAAAAAGGAGUUCAACACAUAAUUUAAUUCAGCUCAGUUCAUCACAAUUAAAGAGAAAGUAAAAAAUACUAAAUUAGUGGAGUUGGCAUAUCGAACUUUGUUAAAUUAACGCCAGAAGAACACAAAACGAUUGAAUUUUGUAUCAAAAGUAAGAGGGUACGAUUAUACGACACAUACAUGACGCAUGUUUGUAUUUGCAAGAUAAUCUUCAUUAUAUAAACCAAUUUAAAAUCUUAUUGAUUUUAGUUCGAUAUUAUUUAUUUUCUUUUUAAUACAGUUAAACAAAUAAUGAUAAAAGACUCCAUAAGUUUUAAAAUAAUUAAUUUUAAUAUCCUUUUAUCGCAAUAGUUAAUAUUGUCAGCUUUGCCUUUAUCUUUUAACAUUCUUUGAAUGUUUAAUAUAUGUUUAGACCUUUGUGAUUAAUCGAAAAAGAAAUAAAUUACAAAUAUUGUUUAAAUUUUC
Messenger RNA from Ceratitis capitata (Mediterranean fruit fly), 3797 nucleotides. It is a transcript of the gene Med, whose product is annotated as mothers against decapentaplegic homolog 4. Lineage: Eukaryota; Metazoa; Arthropoda; Insecta; Diptera; Tephritidae. The record is from RefSeq and is a predicted model, not a curated record. Gene Ontology annotation, biological process: cell differentiation; transforming growth factor beta receptor signaling pathway; regulation of transcription by RNA polymerase II. The transcript is spliced from 9 exons. Gene Ontology annotation, cellular component: heteromeric SMAD protein complex. Bases 949 to 3270 code for a protein of 773 amino acids. Gene Ontology annotation, molecular function: DNA-binding transcription factor activity, RNA polymerase II-specific; RNA polymerase II cis-regulatory region sequence-specific DNA binding; I-SMAD binding.